AUGAUUCCCUCAAGAACUGUCGCACGCUCCCUUCCUCGAGCUGCACGGUCUGCCAAGGCCCCACGGGUCAAGCAGCUCCGCUUCCAGUCCACGAGUGCGUCGUCGUCGUCGAGCUCUGGCAAUGCUGGGGCCGGCGCGUCGCCCUUCGCCGCCGGUGUGGCUGGUGGUCUAGCAGCAGGAGGGCUGCUCUACGGUGCCUACUAUUUCAGCCCCACCGGCAAGAUGGCGAGAUCGGUCAACAAGGCCUCGAGAGAGACACAGAAGAAGUACAACGAGGCGGCCCAAAAGCUGCAGAAAAACACGCCCGACGCAGACCAGACAGUAAACUACAUCAAGGACUUCUGCUACUCCUACGUGACCUGGAUCCCUGGUGGGCGCCAGUACGUAGACACAGCAUUUGACGAUCUCGAAAAGGUCCGCAGGAACAACAAGGAGGACGCAGACCGCAUUGUCAACGAUGCCUACAAGCACUUCCAGGAGAUUUCCAAGGCAGGCCUGAGCAUGGAGAGCCUCAGGCGGAUGUACGACGCGCUGGCCGACCUUUCGGCCAAGCUGGCCGACCUCUCCACAGAUGCGUUGGGCGAUGUCCUUGACAACCACCCGCAGCUGAAGGACAAGUUUGGCGGGAGUGUCGAGCAGCUCAAGCAGAUGGGCGACCAGUACGGCCCGGAGGCCAAGAAGAAGGUCAACGAGACCUGGAAACAGGUCCGGGAGAUGGCGGCUGGCGGCCUUACGGCGUCGAACCUGGACAAGGCUCGCAAGCUUGUCGAGGAAAAGGUGCAGGAGGUGCAGAAGCUCGGGGACGAGGCGUGGAAGAAGGGCCUGGAGCAAGCCAAGCCUUACCUGGACAAGAGCCCGCAGGUCAAGGAGCUGGUGGAGAAGAACGCCGAUGCACUCAAGCAGGGCAACGCCAAAGAGCUGUUUGAGCGGGCCAGGACCGCGGUGGAGUCGGGCAAGACAGACGACCUGGAAGGCUACGUCAACCAGGCGGUGGAGAAGGCCAAGUCCAAGGGCUCGCAGCUCGCUGGGGGGGGCGGCCUGGAGCAGUACAUCGGGCAGAUCCCCAACGGCAGCGAGAUCCUGUCCAAGCUCCAGCAGCUGAGGGAGGUGGCCGAGAAGCACACGGACGAGAGCGAGAGGCUGGUCAAGGAGACGAUGGAGGAGCUCAAGAAGGUGCUCGAGAACAAAUCAGCCCAGGCCGAAGACAUCCUCAAGAAGGCCAGGCAGGAGUCCAAAUAG
Diaporthe batatas is the source of this 1239-nucleotide messenger RNA. RefSeq lists its product as uncharacterized. The transcript has a single exon. Lineage: Eukaryota; Fungi; Ascomycota; Sordariomycetes; Diaporthales; Diaporthaceae. The record is from RefSeq and is a predicted model, not a curated record. The coding region runs from base 1 to 1239 and encodes 412 amino acids.